UGAUUCCAGCCAGCAUGCAGCAUUCCUAACCAAAUCUCGAAAUAAACCCAAUUGGUUCCUUUCUUCCUCGUUCCACCCCAAUCCACCCCAGUUGGGUCGUUUGCACGCGUCCCCAUCCCCAAUCCGGAGGAGAGAUCGACCCUGGCUGGUGCCACCCAAACCCUAGCUCCCCCGCCUCCUCUCGCGCGGGAGGAGGAGCAAUGGCGAGGCGAAGCAGAGGCGGCGGCGCGGAGGCGGCGAUGAAGGCGGACGCAGCGAUGCGGGUUGUGUGGCGCAGGGGCGCGGUGAGGCUGGUGCUCGUGUCGGCCAUCGCCUGGGCGAUGCUCGUGCUCCUCGCCCUCGCCUUCCACCUCUGGUCCUGCAGCUCCUCCGUCGCAUUCCUCUCAGCUCUUUGUAAAAAAGACAGCAAAGUUCUCUACGUGUUGGACUCAAUGGGUCUCUCAUCGAAACCACUCCAUCGCUGCCAAAUACCUGUUGCAGAUGAUCUGAAUGCUGUUGUCAUUCCAAAGAGGACUCCCAACAUAAUCGUAAAGAAGUUAUCAUAUAUAACCGUUGACAAACAGGAUAAAGAUCCUUCACCACUGUUUGGAGGACGUCAAAACUGGAAACAGAGGGAGGAAAGCUUUAAACUGAAUGCUACCAUGAAGGUGCACUGUGGAUUUAUGAAAAAUAGUGGUGCGGAUAUGGAUAGUGUUGAUGUCAAGUACAUACAGAAAUGCAAAUUCGUGGUUGCCUCUGGUAUAUUUGAUGGUUAUGACAUUCCCCAUCAGCCAUCGAAUAUUAGCCUUCGGUCUCAGAAGUUGUUCUGCUUCCUGAUGGUGGUAGAUGAAGUGUCCCUUGAUUUCAUUGAAAAGAACACCACUGUCAAGAUUGAUAGCGCUGGAGGAAAAUGGGUUGGUAUAUGGCGACUUAUUACGUUACAUCGCCUCCCAUUUGAUGAACCUAGAAGGAAUGGAAAAGUACCAAAGAUCUUGACACAUAGACUAUUUCCUCAAGCUUGGUAUAGCAUUUGGAUUGAUGGGAAAAUGGAGCUUAUAGUUGAUCCACUGCUUAUUCUUGAAAGAUAUCUCUUGCGAGGAAAAUACACAUUUGCAGUAGCUGCCCAUAAACAUCAUAGGAGCAUCUAUGAAGAGGGUGAUGCAAUCAAACGACGGAAGCGAUAUGCUCGGCCUUUGGUUGAUCUUCAGAUGAAGAUGUACUAUUACGAGGGGAUGGAGCCUUGGAGCCCAAAGAAAAAGAUGCCCAGUGAUGUGCCGGAGGGAGCUGUGCUGAUCCGGGAGCACACCACUAUGACCGAUUUAUUCAGCUGCCUCUGGUUCAACGAGGUCAAUCUUUUCACACCUCGUGAUCAGAUCAGCUUUGGCUAUGUGGUGCAUAGGCUCGGUGACGCUCUUAAAUUCUUCAUGUUUCCGAACUGCGAGUACAAUUCGCUGUUCAUCUUGCACAGACACACAAGGGAACACUCGUCAAAAGUCGAAUGGGCCAAAACAAUCGACGAGAUCGUGAAAAAGGGACUGAAGGAGAGUAGAGGAGGAUUAGGGCUAUGGACUCCGUAUCCUGUAGACCUCAGUUCUGUUGAACUCCCCGCUGUAAAAAGAACUUCACCGGCAGGCUAGGCUGGAAAAAAAUGUCUAUUUGUGAUUCUUUUGUGCUUGUGCAAAGUAAAACUCUGAUAUUCUUUUU
Phragmites australis (common reed) is the source of this 1683-nucleotide messenger RNA. Its product is annotated as probable hexosyltransferase MUCI70. The coding region runs from base 201 to 1616 and encodes 471 amino acids. Lineage: Eukaryota; Viridiplantae; Streptophyta; Magnoliopsida; Poales; Poaceae. The record is from RefSeq and is a predicted model, not a curated record. The transcript has 7 exons.